This is a messenger RNA of Andrographis paniculata, 1023 nucleotides long. RefSeq lists its product as uncharacterized. The record is from RefSeq and is a predicted model, not a curated record. Lineage: Eukaryota; Viridiplantae; Streptophyta; Magnoliopsida; Lamiales; Acanthaceae. The transcript is spliced from 2 exons. Bases 208 to 903 code for a protein of 231 amino acids.
AUCCUAUACACUUCCUUCCUCUCUAUACACUGGGCCUCUCUAGCCUCUCUUAUCCUCUCUCUAAGAUCCCCUUCUCCGGCUUUCGACGGUUCACGGCGUUUCCAAAUCAACCUCACGGCAUAGUCCGUUAUGCCAAGGACGGUUGGAUGUUGUUCUAUCCCAAGGAAAAUGAUUCCCGCGCAUUGAAUUUCUACAAUCCUCAAUCAAAUGAGGUUGUUGAGCUCCCAAAGAUACUAUCUGAUGAUCUGGUCCAUAUGGCUGCGUUCCCAGACCCGCCAACUUCGCCAAACUGCACCGUAUUCUUGCUGCUCAUUACCUUCCCGGAUGCUUCUCCCGAUGUCCUUAUUUGGCGCCCGGGCGAUAUAUUGUGGACCAUUGUUGGAGUAUACCAAAAGACAUCGAUCCAUCACCUCCACUUGGAUAAAUGUCGUGGUUUGCAACGGGAACUUCUACUAUAUGAACAUCGAUGGCUAUACCGGCGAAUUCUUUCUAGUGCGCACUUAUGGCGUGGCGCAACCCCUAGUCUACAAGUCGGAUGGGAUCAGCUGCACAUGGAAGAGGGUGAAGCACUUAGACGGCGCGACCUUUUCCACGAGCACCACGACAUCCCUCAUCCGGGAUGAUCUCCCCGAUCUGAUGAAGAACUGCAUUUAUUUCCCCGAGCUUGUGGACGAUGGGAGGCACUGUCUCGUCUAUUCCAUGAAACUCAAGAAGUUCUAUAGGAAAACGCAAAAGUUGGAGCGGUCGAAGAUGGAAUUUCUCGACGGCGCAUGGAUGGACAUCGGCCGUAGUGAGGUUCCGGCGAUGGGAGAAAGGGACGACAUUGCCCGUAUGAAUCGGAGUUCGUUGCUUAGAAGGGGCCGGAAGCAUCUAGAAGCAUUUGGAACGGAGUUCGUUGCUUAGAAAGUAAAAUUUUAGUUUAUGGGAUAUUAUUUUCAAUUUUAUUAUAUAAUUUUGUGCGAUUAUAUUUACUUAUGCCUCGAUUAUUUACUAUUAUCUUAUAAAUCACUGGUCGAUAAUGUG